Molecule: messenger RNA, 288 nt
Organism: Cadophora gregata
Lineage: Eukaryota; Fungi; Ascomycota; Leotiomycetes; Helotiales; Ploettnerulaceae
Exons: 3
Coding region: 1-288 (95 amino acids)
Source: RefSeq, a predicted model, not a curated record
AUGUCUGACACCUACAAGCCAACUGAGCACGGAGGUAUGAAGGAGGACGGAACUCCAGACAAGCGUGUCGGUACCGGCCAAUUCGCUCAGGGCAAAGUCGACCCCCAUGAAGCCGGCGCUCAGGGCGGAAAGGCCUCAGGCGGCAGCGCAAACUACGAUGAGGAUGAUGACUCCACCUCCGGUAACUCUGGUGGAAAGGGGGGAAAGGGUCAAUUCGCUGGCGGAAAGGUUGAUCCCGUUGAGGCUGGAAGAAAGGGUGGAAAGUCUUCAGGGAAUUCUGAUGAAUAG